Molecule: messenger RNA, 3365 nt
Organism: Helicoverpa zea (corn earworm)
Lineage: Eukaryota; Metazoa; Arthropoda; Insecta; Lepidoptera; Noctuidae
Exons: 2
Coding region: 130-2049 (639 amino acids)
Biological process (GO): DNA integration
Molecular function (GO): nucleic acid binding
Source: RefSeq, a predicted model, not a curated record
GGUCUGCAAUGGGACCCGAAUCUAGAUCUUUUUACUUAUUGUCAAUCUGAAUUCACACCAAAGUUUACAAAGCGUUCCAUUCUUUCUAAUGUUGCUCGCAUUUAUGACCCAUUGGGUUGGUUAACUCCCAUGGUGCUUAAAGCUAAAUUGAUUCUUCAAGCCUUGUGGAAACUUCAAUUAAAUUGGGACGAUCCUGUGCCAGACAGUAUUGCUCAUCAAUGGACUGAGUUUGUCUCUGAGCUCAGUUACCUCAAACAAGUACAAAUUCCUCGUCAUAUUCUGCCCUCAGACGUAGUAGAAUGCCAGCUCGUUGGUUUUUGUGAUGGUUCAUCCAAAGGUUACGGUUGUUGUAUUUAUUUAAGAUCUGUCUGUAGAGGUAAAAUUUCAGUUAAAUUAUUAAUCGCGAAGUCGAGAGUAGCUCCCAUAAAACCAGUUACGAUUAAUCGCCUCGAACUAUUUGGCGCAGUACUUCUUGCUCGGGUCUUGAAACAUAUGGCUGACUUGUUAAAUCCACACCUGAAGCUCUCGCGUGUGAUUGCUUUCACUGACAGUAGUACAGUUUUAUCUUGGCUUAAUACUGAACCUUAUAAAUUAAAAACCUUUGUUUCGCAUCGUGUAGUUAAAAUUACCGAUCUCGUACACAUUCGAAAUUGGUAUCACGUAUCGACCUCCGAUAAUCCAGCUGAUCAUAGCAGUCGUGGGUUGUCAUGUUCACAGCUGAUCGCUUCUGAUACCUGGUGGUCAGGUCCAUCUUGGCUUUCUCUAGAGACGUCAGAAUGGCCAGUUUCACAGGACGUAUACGUGCCACCUGGAGGUGUGCCUGAGGUCAAGAGCUUGCCUGUGAUAACUCAUGCCGCGGACUUAGUGCCUUUAUAUGAGGAUCCGAUUAAAAAAUUAUUAAGUCAUUAUUCUUCAUUUUCACGUGUCCAAAGAGCAUUAGCUUGGUUGUUGCGAUUUAGUAAAGUCUUAAGAAAACUUACUUUCAAUUGUAAAACUUUGACUGUGGAGGAAUUAGAAAAUUCAUUAUCCCUGCUUGUUCAACACGAGCAGACGGAAUACUUUGCUAAUGAGAUAGAGUCGGUAAAAUGUGAAAGGACUUGUUCACGUCCUAUUCAAAAACUUAAUCCUUUUCUCGAUCACCGAGGACUCUUGCGAGUGGGGGAGCGUUUAGUAAAUUCAAAACUUCCACUCUCUGCAAUUUACCCUUUGUUGUUACCAAAAAAUUCACGACUGUCUGCACUUAUAGUUGACUGUUUUCAUAAACUUCAUCUUCAUUGUGGACCUAGAAUGUUGCAGUCUAUUAUAAGUCGUAAAUUUUGGAUUUUGGGCAUUCGCAAUUUAAUACGAUCGCGGCUUUCCAAGUGUGUAACGUGCUUCAAAGUAAAUCCCACAUCAGUUUCACCUAUAAUGGGAAAUCUACCGGCACCCCGAGUACAACCUUCACGAUGUUUUUCAAAGAUAGGGAUAGAUUUCGCAGGACCCUUCAUCGUGAAAGAGAGUAAAAGGCGUAAGGCGCCUGUUUACAAGGUGUACGUCUGUGUGAUGGUAUGUCUCGCAGUAAAAGCGAUCCAUCUUGAGCUAGUUACAGACUUGUCGACAAGUGCGUUUAUCGCAGCUUUGGACAGAUUCGUAUCACGCCGUGGUCUUUGUCAACUUAUUAUUUCUGAUUGUGGUACAAAUUUUGUCGGGGCCAAGCGCUACUUAAGCGAGGUCCACCAGUUUCUUUCCACUCAGGAGUCAGAACUUAAUACUGAGUGUACAGAGCGUAAUAUCGUGUGGCAACAGAAUCCACCAACUGCUAGCCACUUUGGCGGUAUUUUUGAAAGUGGUGUUAAGUCGAUGAAGUACCACCUUAAACGAGUUGUUGGCUUACAAGUGCUAACGUUCGAAGAGAUGUUGACUAUGCUGAAUAAAGUAGAAGCCGUCCUUAACUCUCGGCCGUUAUGCGCUUUGUCUAGCGAUCCCACUGAGGUAGAUGUCUUUCAUCACUGGUGGUCCUUUGGUAUCAUUACCGGAGAUCCCGCUUACAGAUACGUAUUUACCGCCUAAAGAGCGAUGGCAAUAGUUGCAGAAAAUGACACAGAGUUUUUAGAAAAUUUGGCAAAGAGAUUACCUUCAUACACUGCAGCAGAGAUGCAAAUGGUUCAAAGACCAAGUCAAUGUGCAAGUGGGUGAUAUAUUUACAAUUGUGGAACAAAAUCUUCCACCGUUGGAGUGGCGUUUCGGUCGGGUUGUGGAGCUUCAUCCAGGCUCUGAUGGUGUAGUGCGUGUCGUCACGCUACGUACGGCCAAAGGACUACUUCGACGGCCUGUAGUCAAGAUUUGCCCUUUGCCUACUUCUAACUAAACCUUAACCUUUCCAUUGUAUUUUAUUAACCAUAAUUAUUGUUAAUGUAGCUUAAAACCAACUUACUUUUAACUUAAAAUUAUAAACUUAGCAUCGUAAUCACGUAACUUACUAGGUAAUUCAACACGAUUUGAACUCAAGCACACAUCUAUUAGUCUUUUCGACUCUUAUUUUGUGAAAUCCCUGGACUGAUUUCAAGUGGGGGGGAAUGUUUGAGCUUGCAUGCAUUCCUUGUUCCUUCCAUUUCCCUCUCCUAGUUCCAAAAACUGCCACUCACCAAGCGAGACGUGGCGCCACCGUCAAUACAAAAAACUUUCGCGCGAGUGCCAAAAACACGACGCCGGCCGCCAUAACGCGCCGAAAAAUAAAUGCAAAAACUAUGUCUAAACUUCAAUAAACUUCUUAAACUAAUCAAAAGCCCCUGCAGGGAGUUACUGGGCGCCCAUCAAACCAUAAAUUACAUGUGUACAAGUGAUCUGUGUACUGUGUGAGUGGAUCAAGUUGCAGCAACCGGCGGAACUUUGUAAGUACCUACUGAUUCCUAUUCCAUCGGUCCUGUGUGCAGCUUUCCAUAAACCUCUCACAGAAAAUCUCGUCCAGACUUACAACCUGGAUAGAUCUGUAAAACCCUAAUGGUCUAGGGCUUACGGUCAACGAAGCGCCGUUCAAGUCACACCAGAUAGUGUGCAUCUAAUAUCGUUUUGUUGCCAAAGCAAAGUGUCUUAUGAGAUGGUUUUGCUAACAUUAAUUGCAUGUUUGAUGCCUUACGUUUAUAAAUAAAGGAACAGGAUUUGAUAAUCUGCGAAUUCCAAAUUUUUCUGGCCCCAAUUAGUCUGGAUUCAUCUGUCUCUUAAAGCCAGAUGAAUUUGAGCGGGACAUAUGAAUUAGAUUUCAUUCAAAUUCGGCAUAUGUUACAGGUAUGUCUAAUGACAGUUCUUUAUUGUAGUUUGUUUAAUUUGUGUUGGCUUCUAGUGCAUUUUUUUUUUGUUCAAAUCUAACCUGAUUUUCGAUCAAAAGA